AUCCCCUUGUCAUCAGAACAUCACACACCACACACACACACAACUGCCGCCGCAGCUGUAGGCGCCUGCCACUCUCCGACAAGACCCCGAGAACUUGCCAGCCCAGGCCACCCUCUCCGCCGCAACAAUGCUGGCCGCCGCCGCCUCCGUCAAGCCCACCGCGGCCGUGGCCGCCACUGCAAAGCCGGCAUUCAAGCCCCUCCACCUCCCUCCCCUCCCCGCCGCCGGCACCAGGCCCCUCUCCCUCUCCGUCUCCGCGCGGCCCCUGUACCGCCAGGAGCAUGUCCUCGCGACCGUGGCGGUGGCGGCAGCCGGCCGCAGCGACCGCGCCGCGUCCCCCGCGCCGCCGGCCGCCACCGCGGACGGCGCCCGGCCGGUGGAGAUCGCGGCGCCGGGGGAGCCCGCUGAGACCGCGCGGCGCGCCAGGAUCGGUAUCUAUUUCGCCACGUGGUGGGCGCUGAACGUUAUCUUCAACAUCUACAACAAGAAAGUGCUCAACGCGUUCCCGUACCCGUGGCUCACGUCGACGCUCUCCCUCGCCGCCGGCUCCGCCAUCAUGCUCGCGUCGUGGGCGACCAGGAUCGCCGAGGCACCACAGACGGACCUCGACUUCUGGAAGGCGCUCUCUCCGGUAGCGAUCGCGCACACGAUCGGUCACGUCGCGGCUACGGUGAGCAUGGCCAAGGUGGCCGUGUCGUUCACGCACAUCAUCAAGAGCGGUGAGCCGGCGUUCAGCGUGCUCGUCUCCAGGUUCUUCCUCGGCGAGCACUUCCCGGCGCCGGUCUACUUCUCCCUCCUCCCAAUCAUCGGUGGAUGCGCCCUCGCCGCCGUCACCGAGCUCAAUUUCAACAUGGUUGGAUUCAUGGGGGCAAUGAUCUCCAACCUCGCAUUCGUCUUCCGGAACAUCUUCUCGAAGAAGGGGAUGAAGGGCAAGUCGGUCAGCGGGAUGAACUACUACGCCUGCCUCUCCAUGAUGUCGCUGGUGAUCCUCCUCCCCUUCGCCAUUGCCAUGGAGGGUCCCAAGGUGUGGGCAGCAGGCUGGCAGAAAGCAGUCGCCGAGAUCGGUCCCAACUUCGUCUGGUGGGUGGCGGCGCAGAGCGUGUUCUACCACCUGUACAACCAAGUGUCCUACAUGUCGUUGGAUGAGAUCUCGCCGCUGACAUUCAGCGUCGGCAACACCAUGAAGAGGAUUUCUGUCAUUGUCGCGUCCAUCAUAAUCUUCCAAACGCCCGUUCAACCCAUCAACGCGCUCGGAGCCGCCAUCGCCAUUCUUGGAACCUUCAUCUACUCCCAGGCAAAGCAGUAAUGCCUUGGAAUCAAGAUGGUCUCAGUUCACCGCGUAUCGACUCGGUGCUCGAACAUAACAGCCUAUGACUCAUGAGCGUAUCUAAGAACCCCUUGUAUAAUAUUGUUAGAUCCUCUUUUUUUGUAUUUUCUUUUAUAGGACUAGCUACCAGUGUUCCUGAGCUGCUCAUUUCUGUGUUUUCACCAUGACUAUGAUGGUGUAGAGAGGCAUGGAUCCAUCUGAAUAAGACUACUAGAUAUUUUUUUUUUCUUGCCC
This is a messenger RNA of Panicum hallii, 1561 nucleotides long. Its product is annotated as glucose-6-phosphate/phosphate translocator 2, chloroplastic-like. Gene Ontology annotation, cellular component: Golgi apparatus; membrane. Bases 128 to 1306 code for a protein of 392 amino acids. Gene Ontology annotation, biological process: transmembrane transport. Gene Ontology annotation, molecular function: antiporter activity; triose-phosphate transmembrane transporter activity; phosphoglycerate transmembrane transporter activity. NCBI's taxonomy places the organism in Eukaryota, Viridiplantae, Streptophyta, Magnoliopsida, Poales, Poaceae. The transcript is spliced from 5 exons. The record is from RefSeq and is a predicted model, not a curated record.